Molecule: messenger RNA, 2002 nt
Organism: Papilio xuthus (Asian swallowtail)
Lineage: Eukaryota; Metazoa; Arthropoda; Insecta; Lepidoptera; Papilionidae
Exons: 4
Coding region: 139-1791 (550 amino acids)
Source: RefSeq, a predicted model, not a curated record
CCUCUCCCUUCUCAUGAAUGGCCAAAAAGGUUUAUGACGUGUAAUUGUUUUGUUUCUGAUAUGUCUAAAUUUUGAAUAUUGCGUUGUAAAUAAUGGUGUCAAUAAUUAUAGUUAGCAUUAAAAAGUUUACUUAGGGAUAUGACAGCGCAUUUUAAUAUAGACGAAGUAGUUAAACACGUAAAAACUAUUGCAGACAAUAAUCGCUGUGGCGUCUGCGAUAAACUGUCUGGUGAUAGACUGCGAUAUUCUUGCGGACACAUAAUAUGUGGCGAAUGCGUAAUAGUAGCGGAUGAAUGUUUAACUUGUAUUAAUAGUACAAAAACACAGCCUGUGGUUGACCUGGUUCAGGGGCAACUUGUGCAAAAUGUAUCAAAUCUUCUAAGUACAUUUCAGGAAGCAUUUAAUAUAGACGUAUACAGGAGAUACAGACUUUCGGAAAAAUUGAGAAUUGAAAAUCAAUUAUUCCCAGAAUGUAUUCAAGCUUCAGUUAAAUAUUAUAACAAAAGAAAGAGUUCCAACAUUCAAACAAGUGAUGACAAGGAAAAUUUAGUACCUUCAUUUUUUGCUGGUGAGGGAUUGAAUAACUCGCAUUCCACAACAAUGAACACUAGAAUAAAUUUAGUACAAAAAUGGCUUGAAAAAAAUGAAAAUGUGGAAAAACCAGUAAGAAAACCAUUUUCAGAUAUCAAUGUAAAUAAUUCAAUUAGAACCAAUAGAGAAAAUAAGUUCAAAAAAGGUCUUAAACUGCAUAAUCAAGAAAAUGAUUUGAAUAAGAAAUCAAAGAAAAUAAAAAAAGAAAAGAACUACUCUAAAAAUAAGAAAAAUUCAAAGAAUGUAUUAAGUCCCUCUUUGCUAAACUAUUAUAAGAAUGAAGCAAAAAAUAAAAGCGAACCAGAGAACAGCCUUAAUUUUAACAAGAAAUCAUCAAAAGUAGAAACUGAUUGUAGUAAGUAUGAAAAUAAUACUGAUGUUGAACUUGAUACUAUUAUAAUAGAAGACACACAAGUUGAUAAAGACAAAGAUGCAUGGCUAAAAGUUGUAGAAGAACAUAAUAAAGAAUCAAUUUAUAAUAUUAAGGACAUCCCAAAAAGCAUAGAACUAAAAGCUUUAUCUGAACCUCAAGAUGAGGUAAAACCAUACAGUAUCAAACAAAAAAAUGUUUAUUAUUAUAAAAAGUCUUAUCUUUUUAAAUCAUGUUAUUUUUGCUUAAAGAAUGAUGUUGGAAGUAUAAGAACAGAAAAUCAGAGGCUAAAUUCAAAUAAUGUAUCAAUAACUAUUAACACAAACAGUAUUUCCAGUACUAUUACAGUUUUAAGAGAAGAUGAAGACCAUAAUGAUACAGUAAUUGCCAAACAUUCAAUAGAAACUCAAACAGAUGAUGAUAUUCAUGUCAGUGUUGAACCAAAGCACUUAUCUCCUUCAUAUGAUAACAUUUCUAGUCCAGAUUUAUUUGUAGAUGAUGUAAACAAACAUGCAGACAUUCAUAAAGAAAACAUUAUUGAUAGAGACAUUGGAAUAACUGAUAAUUCUUAUUCUCAUUGUGUUAUAAAUGAUUCUGACAGUGAUGAUAUGGACUGUAGUGGUCCUAUUAAAGUUUCUGUGGAUGUUCACAGAUCUAAUGACAUGGAAGGUAUACUGUCUACAAUGGAGACUGCAGAUUACCAGACCAGAGUGAGGAGGUCGGCGCGUCGCCCAACAGUUGAUAGCAACAAUUCGUCGGAAAAGGAGAAUUUAGAACCAAACAGGAUUAAAAGGCGGAAACUUGGGAAGAAACAAGGACUAAAGAAAUGAUGAUUUGUUUUAUUAAUUUAUAAAAGUAAUUACUAAAUUUUCUUCUAAGCGAACUAACAUAAUGUUACAUUCCUGAUAUUUCUUUGGGCAAUAAUAAGUGGAUCCUUUUGAGGAAAACAGUUACAAUUCUUAUGAGAUUUCUUAAGAAAAGUAAUUUUUUCUUCAUAUUUAUCAAAGUGUUUUUAUAAAUUGUAUAGUUAUUUUAUUGAAU